GUAUUAGUAACAACAAAAAUUGAGAAAAAAUUUUUUUUUCUUUUUCUUGUGUGUACAAUAUGAGAAUCAAAUGUCAGGGAAGAAAAUUUUUUAACACCAGGUGGCUUUAGUAUCACGAAUAUGUGUUGCACGUGGAAUGAUCGACAUACUAAUUGAUCAGUAGUUCACGAUUUCGCGUGCUUCAAACUUUCAAUCAUGACCGAGAAAACACCAGGUCCCAGUAGGGCUCGGUCCCGCGUCGAUCGGUUAGGUCGUUUCAGUUUUCGGUGCGGUUCUAUCGGGUUUGGGUGGCCUUUUUUGUUUCCCAUGGGUAUGUGGGUCGACUUCCGGGUGAAACCGGUUCAAGGGAAAGAAGUUAAUCGGUUCCAAAACACGUUUUUUUUAUUCCGAUUACACUGCUUUCUGACCCGAUUACCCGACUUUUGCCCCGAUUCUUACCCAGAAAUUUUAUUUAAGCUUAAAAUUAGGAUAAUUCAUCGUAUUUUUCAUGGUUUUGUCAUUUGGCGCCACGCAUCCACCAUUUUUUCAAGAUGGCGCCGGGUCUAUCGGUUUCACCGGGUAUUUUGAACCGAACUGAACCGCUUGAAAACUACCUACCCGAAUCGCAACCGAUCGGCCAUUUUUUGGAUAGGUCGGUGUGGUUUUUUGGGGUUCAGGUAAUCGGGGCCGAGCCCUAGGUCCCAGUGUCUGAUGUGAUAUGGCAAAAUUUUCUUUCCAAGGAAGCGUGGUUUUUUGUCGGCCAUGACACUUCUCACUUGGCCAUGUCGUGGCAAAAACUGUUUUUCAAUUGCUGUAACCCACCAGUUGGUUGAAAUAGCAUUCUGGUUGUUCAGAUGUUGCUGUUGUCAAAGCAAAAUGGCCAGUCUGAAUGUUUUGUCAAGAAACCAAACGAGCAAGUAAUGAUGAGCCUAAUAUUACCACUUGCUCUGGGAAGUGCUGGAUAGGCCUACUUUUAUGCCGUAACCAGAACUGUUGAUGGUACAUAUGAAGUAAAUGAUUAAUGAACUUCUUACCUGUGAUACAUGACCAAAUGAAAUUGUUUGAAUCAUUUUGUCAUGUCUUGAUGAGAUACAAAUAGUUCUAAACCUGAAAUAGGUUUUUCUGCUAGUCACCUACUAUUGCUCAACAUGUUCAGUGCUGGAAAACAAUGAUAUGAGAUGGGAGACAUUAAUUUAAAAGGUCUGUGUUCACAACAAGUUAAAAAAAUGAUGAACUGUGAAGAUCUCAUAGGCAUUUUUAAUUUCUUGAAAACAGAAAAAAACAUGUCUUAAGUGCAUUGACUUUUCAAUGUUCAUUUCAUCAGUUGGUGCGCAAUAGUUAAGAUAAUCUUUCUUUAGUAUUAUAAUUCUUGGAAAUAUUGAUUUGAUUUAUAUAAAUAAAGAUAUAUAUUUUGUAUUUUCUGCAACACAUGUUGGUUUUUGUAAAUCAAGAAUAUAUGUGGGUUGCAGAGUACAUUAAUGGAAUAUUAUGUUUAUGAAGUAGUUUGGGUGAAAUUUUUAGAAUGCAGCUGUAAAAAGAAACGUUUGUAAACCGAAAGGAUUGUCGACGUAGAAACAAGUCUCCCUUGCCAUCUUCAGCAGUAGACACGUGGUGUUGUAGGGAUUACCGUAUUGAAAAGUUAUGACCUUCAACUUCAAGAUGAACAACGGGAUCGGCUCUAGCAUCAUCUUUGCCAUUCGACUGGUACUUCUCUUUCCACUUUUACAUCAAAGUUGUGUCAGCAUAAUGCCUGGAGUCGAAGCCAAUCCGGAUGCAAAGCGCCUGUACGACGACUUGUUAAGUCAUUACAACCGACUCAUUCGACCCGUGAGCAACAAUUCACAAGUGGUCACUGUCGGUCUAGGUCUCCACCUCACUCAGCUCAUUGACUUGCUGCUGCAAUAUGAUGUAAAAAAGAAGGCAGAAGACGGAAGAAAAAGAGAAAAUCUCGAAGGGUUGCCUCGGGAUGGGGGAAAACAAGAUUGCUCUUUCCCACAGGGAUCCUAUAAGCCCAAAUAUAUUGUCAACAAAUCGGCGAUUGGUGCUGCAAAGAAGUGUGUAGUCCUUCUAACCCCCUCAAGUUGUAGGCAAAAGCUUUGUUGUUGACAAAAUCGAUCGAAAGACCGAGAGGAAAAGAAAAAAGCGCUCGCAUAUAGAUGUGUAUAACUGGAAAGAUUUAAAGAACCAAAUUCUCACCACCAACGUCUGGGUCGAACAUGAAUGGAUAGACGCAAAGUUGACUUGGGACCCGGAAGAGUAUGGAGGCGUUCGUGAGCUUAUGGUUCCAUCAGAGCACAUCUGGUUGCCGGAUAUCGUUCUUUAUAACAACGCUGACGGUGAGUAUGCGGUAACAACCAUGACGAAAGCUAUUCUGCACAGCGACGGCCACGUCAAAUGGAAUCCUCCAGCAAUAUUCAAGUCGUACUGCGAAAUCGACGUCCGCUACUUCCCUUUUGAUACCCAGACAUGCUUCAUGAAAUUCGGUUCGUGGUCCUACAGUGGUCUUCAAAUGGAUCUCAAGCAUCUCCACUCUCCAGACGAAAAUUUAGUUGAAAUUGGCAUGAACUUGAAGGAUUACUAUCCCAGUGGUGAGUGGGACAUUCUUGACGUUCCAGCUGAACGUCACGCCAAAAAGUACGACUGCUGUCCCGACGAGUUUUUUGCCGACAUUUUCUUCAACAUAACUUUGAGACGGAAGACGCUGUUUUACACGGUGAAUUUGAUUAUCCCCUGCGUGGGCAUCUCGUGUCUGUCGGUGUUGACUUUCUAUCUGCCGGCAGACUCUGGGGAGAAAGUGGCUCUUUGCAUCACCACUUUACUGUCGCAAACCAUGUUUUUCCUUCUCAUGUCGGAAAUCAUCCCAUCAACGUCACUUGCCAUGCCCUUACUCGGCAAAUAUCUUCUUUUCACCAUGUGUUUGGUCGGACUGUCGGUCCUCAUCACAAUCGUCAUCUUGAACGUGCGCUACCGUAAACCGUCGACUCACAAAAUUUCGCCGUGGGUUAGACGUUUUUUUAUCCAACAGCUACCCAAAAUGCUUUUGAUGCGAAUACCGAAACAGACGGAAGAUUGCGCCUCGUCUCCAAAUACGCCGACCGUCGAGGCAACAGCAGGAAUUUCAUCAAGUCUAAUGUUGCAAGACAGCAGUGCGGGUCAUCCACCAACUGCACCAGUCCGAAUGACGUCAUCGUCGCCAGCCAUUCGACGCUGGUCACGAUCUGCAUCUCCAUUUCAUUUCGGUUCGCAGUUGCUCUGUGAAAUUAUCAACUACAAUUCGGUUCAACAGCAGCAGCAGCAAGAUCGUUAUUACCAACAGCAGCAGCAACAACAACAAUAUCCGCUAUGCGCAUCUCGACUUCCUCCACCGCCACAGACGCCAUCAUCUCCCAUUUCCAUCAUAACGACCAUGCCUUUAUAUCCACCGCCUCCGCCACCCCUUUCAUUCCUACCGACUCAACUUCCUCUUCCUCCUCCUCCUCCUUCUGCUUCUUCACUGACAUAUCCACAUAUUACCUCACGGCGUUCUAGUACCAGUGAGGAUGAUGAUGAUAGCAGUCUACGGUCCUGCUGCCAGGCUUCUGCUCAUACCAGUGGCGGAGCAUUCACCAUGGCAACGGGCCGUGAUUGCGUUACACGCACCGUGAUGACGUGCCCCCAUGAUGAUGAUGAUGGUAGUGGCCGUAACAGCUUACAAAUGAGACGACGUCGUCAAGAAUUUCAUCGACCUAGUCAGCGCAUUCCCAAACGUUUUCCGCUGGAAUUGCAAAAAGCCAUCCGAGAUGUCCAGUUUAUACAGAAUCAUAUGAAACGCGCCGACGAAUACGAUGAGAUAACGAUUGGGGUUUCAUCGCUAUGGUUUUGGAUCGUUUCUUUUUGUGGGUUUUCACGGCGGCCUCGUUGUGCGGUACAAUAUCCAUCCUAUUCACGGCGCCCGCUCUCUACGACGAUUCGAGUCCCAUCAAUCUCAAAUACCUUGACCGAUUGGGCUUUUACUGAACGUUCAACCCCCUUGACCUGUCAGUCUUAAUCAACAGAGCUAGGAGCCGAUUCUAUACAAUCAUUUCCAGAGCUACUGUAUCAAGAAUAGCAACAUAUUGCUCUUGUUUUCUCUACGUAUUUCAUGUAUUAAUGUUGACAUGAGACAUGUAUCAUUAGUGUGUGCCAUAGACAUGUGGGCCUUAUAUCUCCCAAACGCCUGCAUUAUUUGUCGUCCUAUAUUUCUGAAUAUGCUAGCAGACUGACGUACAUUCUUUUCAUACAAUUAGGCAUUUAAACUUAUGUGCAUUGAAGAUUUUUCUCUAUUUCAGAUUUUGGUUUGAUAGCCGUUUUCCACCCACCAAUCGGUAAAGCUGAACGUCAUGAUCUUUAAUAAUAAUUUCCCUAAGUAAUCGCUAUGCAUCACUUAUUUGACGUACUUUUUUUGUUUCAGCCAUCAGCUGCAACCACGAAAAUGGAUUCAUUGUUUCCCUUUGAAUGUGUGUAGCAAACACUCAGGCUGUGAAUCAUUGUCGACACAACGAAAACUAUACAAUUGCUUGUAUGUUAGUGGGUCCUGUAAGCUAACCCAAUCUCAUAUUUAUACUAGAAAACACCCGCUUGACCUUCAUCUGAUUGUUGAAUAGGAUCAAUUAGUUUCGUCCAACAAAAGUACACAUAACUUUCAUUAUUGAACCUUAAAAAAACUAUUAGGAAACCACGUUUGCUAUCCGAUCCGCUUACCCAUUGAUUUCAGCCAACGACAUCUAGUUGUCACAACAUUAACAAAAUUCUAAAUCCUGCAGACAAAAGCAACCUGGUCUCAGUCGUCGCCAACUUGCAACGUAUUUUGUGGAUUCCGUCGCCCUUGUGUACGACAUACAGCAUUUCUGUGUU
Daphnia magna is the source of this 4851-nucleotide messenger RNA. RefSeq names its product acetylcholine receptor subunit alpha-L1. Gene Ontology annotation, molecular function: transmembrane signaling receptor activity; acetylcholine-gated monoatomic cation-selective channel activity. The record is from RefSeq and is a predicted model, not a curated record. NCBI's taxonomy places the organism in Eukaryota, Metazoa, Arthropoda, Branchiopoda, Diplostraca, Daphniidae. Gene Ontology annotation, cellular component: neuron projection; postsynaptic membrane; synapse. Bases 2258 to 4006 code for a protein of 582 amino acids. The transcript has 15 exons. Gene Ontology annotation, biological process: regulation of membrane potential; nervous system process; monoatomic ion transmembrane transport.